GUGAGGUUCCUGUGGACCCCGCGGUUGUGACUGUGUCCGUCUCCGUGGUGUGUAAUUGUGCGCGGCCGAUAGCAUUAGUUUUGGGUACCUCUGACGUGUGUUCCCUUGGUGUGUGUUUUUAUAACUAUGUGUCCUUAUCGCCAGUGUGUAAGUGGGGCGUCUUUAUGCCUUUGUGACUCCAGCCAGAUUUGUCCGUUCAGAGACAGAUUCUGCCCGGAAUUGCAGUGACCCUGAUUUUCUCUGAUGCUCCAAAUUUCUCUGUCCAAACUGUAUGUCGGGACAGUCGGGGCUGACCUAGACUGACCUCUGAAAUGGCCCGUCUGACCCCCAGAAGAGCCUGGUGUUUCCUGACUCCUUUUUUUCCUUCCCCAGCUCUGCGGUGCUUAGAUAGAGGACUCCAGAGAGGAAUUGAGAAUGGCUGUCGAACAUCCACAAGGCAUCUGAAAGACUGUCAAUCAAGGUUGAGAACAAGAAAUUAUUUCUGAAAGAGGAUAUGUAUGGAAUAGAAUCAUCCUGAUGGGAGAUAAUGGAAAAACUUACAAAAUACAGCAUUGAGUAUUCAAGUUUCAGAGGUGAUUGGGAUUAUAAAAGCCAGUUUGAGAGAAAACAGGGAUCUCAGGAAGGACAUUUCAGUCAUAUGAUUUUUACUCCUGAAGACAUGCCCACUUUCAGUAACCAGCAUCAGACCAUUCACACUGAUGAGAAACUCCUUGAAUGUAAGGAAUGUGGGAAAGAUUUUAGUUUCGUAUCAGUCCUUAUACGACAUCAGCGAAUUCACACUGGUGAAAAACCUUAUGAAUGUAAAGAGUGUGGCAAGGCCUUUGGUAGUGGUGCAAAUCUUGCAUAUCAUCAAAGAAUUCACACUGGUGAGAAGCCUUAUGAGUGUAAGGAAUGUGGAAAGGCCUUUGGUAGCGGCUCAAACCUUACUCACCACCAAAGAAUUCAUACCGGUGAGAAACCGUAUGAAUGUAAGGAGUGUGGGAAAGCCUUUAGUUUUGGAUCGGGCCUUAUUCGACAUCAAAUCAUUCACAGUGGUGAAAAGCCUUAUGAGUGUAAAGAAUGUGGGAAGUCCUUUAGUUUCGAAUCAGCCCUCACUCGACAUCACAGAAUUCACACAGGUGAGAAACCUUAUGAAUGUAAGGAUUGUGGGAAAGCCUUUGGCAGUGGUUCAAACCUUACUCAGCAUCAGAGAAUCCAUACUGGGGAGAAACCUUAUGAAUGUAAAGCAUGUGGAAUGGCAUUUAGUAGUGGUUCUGCACUCACACGGCAUCAGAGGAUUCAUACAGGUGAGAAACCAUACAUAUGUAAUGAGUGUGGGAAGGCCUUUAGUUUUGGAUCAGCCCUUACUCGACAUCAAAGAAUUCACACUGGUGAGAAACCUUAUGUAUGUAAGGAAUGUGGAAAGGCUUUUAAUAGUGGCUCAGAUCUCACUCAACACCAGAGAAUCCACACUGGUGAGAAACCCUAUGAGUGUAAAGAAUGUGAGAAAGCUUUUAGAAGUGGUUCAAAACUUAUUCAGCAUCAAAGAAUGCAUACGGGGGAGAAGCCCUAUGAAUGUAAGGAAUGUGGCAAAGCCUUCAGUAGUGGUUCAGAUCUUACUCAACAUCAGCGAAUUCAUACUGGUGAGAAACCAUAUGAAUGUAAAGCAUGUGGGAAGGCUUUUGGUAGUGGCUCAAAACUUAUUCAACACCAGCUAAUUCAUACUGGGGAAAAACCUUAUGAAUGUAAAGAAUGUGGAAAGUCCUUUGGUAGUGGCUCAGCUCUUAAUAGACACCAAAGAAUACAUACUGGUGAGAAACCUUAUGCAUGUAAGGAAUGUGGGAAGGCUUUCCGUAGUGGCUCCAGCCUUUGUCAACACCAGAGAAUUCACACUGGUGAGAAACCUUAUAAAUAUAAGAAUUAUGGGAACGCUUUUGGGAAGGGUUCAGAGUUCCAACAACAUGAGAAAAGUCAUAAUGGUGAGAAGUUCUGUGAAUUAGGAAUUCUAUGAAUUGAGGGCUAGGGAUGUGUGAACACUUACUAAGCAUGUGUGAAGUCCUGGGUUUAAUCCCCAGCACAAAGGAAAUUCUAUGAACUGAAACUAAGUGGUAAAGUAAGGAAUUUCAGCACAUGACAAAAGAAAAUUCAUACUGGUGAAAAUCUCUACAAAUGUAAUUAAGGCAUAAAUGCCUCCCACAUGCUUAAUAGGUCAGUAAGCCUAAGAUAAAUCAUAGUGGGGAAAAUCACUGGAUAAAAUAAAUAUUUGAAGAUCUUUAUCUAUAUUCAUUCUUUAUAACUGUCAAAAAAUUCAUACUUGUGAAUAUUAAAAUUUUUUUUUAAUAUUGUAUUUUUACAUUAUUUUAAAUAUUGAAAAAUUUUACUUUUGGUUUAACUCUAUUACUUUUAAAACUAAAUGUAAUUAUGCUAUGCUGUAUCCAACCUUUAAUAUUCUUUGUAUGUAAGUAUAUUGUUAAUAUUUUAUUGUAUUUUUAAGUAUUCACUUGUCUUUAUCA
Marmota flaviventris (yellow-bellied marmot) is the source of this 2492-nucleotide messenger RNA. The record is from RefSeq and is a predicted model, not a curated record. Lineage: Eukaryota; Metazoa; Chordata; Mammalia; Rodentia; Sciuridae.